AUAGCACAGAGAAACACAGCACAGAGACAGAUACCCAGCAUAGCACAGAGAAACUCAGCACAGAGACAGAUACCCAGCAUAGCACAGAGAAACACAGCACAGAGACAGAUACCCAGCAUAGCACAGAGAAACACAGCACAGAGACAGAUACCCAGCAUAGCACAGAGAAACACAGCACAGAGACAGAUACCCAGCAUAGCACAGAGAAACACAGCACAGUGGUUCAUGUCACUCAAAUCACCGGCCAUCAGAAAACACUAAUACACCAGACAGAGUCCCACAGACAAAAGUCCCACCUUGACAUCUCACAAAGCACAGAAACGUUUACGCAGAGAAACAGCACAGAGACACAAACGCAGAGCAGCACAGAGAAAUGGUGCACGGUGUUAGCCAACACAGGUAGAACAGGGAAAGAGAGCACAGGGUUAGCCAACACAGGGAUAUGUAAUCAACAUAGCAUGGAUAUACAACAUAUAGAUCUGCUGUCCACUCUGCACAGUGUAGAGAAACAUAAUUCACAAAUACACAGCAGUCACCUGGAGCAGGUAAGCCUUGCCAGCCAGAAUACGUGUAGUACCAACAGACAGGUGAAACACAACCAGCACAUUGUAGAGACACACUGCAUAGACACACACAACGCAACAGACACACACUGCAUAGACACACACAACGCAACAGACACACACUGCAUAGACACACACAACGCAACAGACACGCACUGCAUAGACACACACAACGCAACAGACACACACUGCAUAGACACACACAACGCAACAGACACACACUGCAUAGACACACACAACGCAACAGACACACACUGCAUAGACACACACAACGCAACAGACACACACUGCAUAGACACACACAACGCAACAGACACGCACUGCAUAGACACACACAACGCAACAGACACACAUUGCAGACUCACACACAACACAACAGACACACACUGUGAACUUAUUGCAGAGCCCAGUACUGACACACAGUGUACAGAAACACACACCACAGACACAAUCUGUAUGUACACACAACGCACAGAGAGGAGGAGUCCACCCACCACAGAGACAGAGAGUAGUCCACCCACCUCAGAGACAGAGAGUAGUCCACCCACCACAGAGAGGAGGAGUCCACCCACCACAGAGAGGAGGAGUCCACCCACCACAGAGGCAGAGAGGAGUAGUCCACCCACCACAGAGGCAGAGAGGAGUAGUCCACCCACCACAGAGGCAGAGAGGCCUAGUCCACCCACCACAGAGACAGAGAGGACUAGUCCACCCACCACAGAGGCAGAGAGGAGUAGUCCACCCACCACAGAGACAGAGAGGACUAGUCCACCCACCACAGUGAAAUACAACCCAGCACCACACAGUUUAGAAACCACAGGGAAGGUUCAUUCAGCCAGUCCAUGUGUGGGUAUCCCCAACGGACCUGUCACAAAGACCCAGCCUCAGUCCUUUCUCAGUGCUACAAAGACUCACGUUGAGGCAUGCGGAUCAUGUGCCCACUGCCAGGAAGAGCACAAGGUGUGUGUCACAACCAGAAACUCAGCAGAGCCACCUGAACCGUCGGGGACAGAGGAGACGGUGAAUGGGUUCUGUUCAAUCAUGUCGUCUGUGGAGGCUGGACAUCCUUUUGAGGUGGGACUUCCUGUAGAGGUGGGACUUCCUCCCUUGCUAGACACCCGUGGGCCCAUACCUCUUUCCAACAUCCUGUUACCUGAUCUGUCUCUCUCACCAUCGCAAAACAGGAAGGGGAUCAACCAAUUGGAAUCCCAGUUAGCCUCACCGGUCCCAGCUCCUGGGCUGGGCGUUGAAGGAAUGACAGAGAUACGAACACAGAGCGUUAGUUCACGACCACUGAAGAAGGAUGCCGUUCAAACCCAGGGCCUAAUCCCUGAGCUCCAGGACCAGAGGGGCUCCAGCACAGAGACACCCAGGGACAGUGAGCCCUCACCUGGGGAGAGUAUGAGGGAUGAGGGCUGGCUGGGGGAAGGUUACACCUCCGUAGAGCUCCAGCCUGCUUCUGCUCAUCCCCAGUCUGACGCUGUGGGGUGGAGUGAGGAAUGCCUGCCCACCCACCCACGCUCCCUCCCCCACAUAGACUGGCCGCCACUCUCUGACAGGUCAGGAUCAGAAGACUCAGAACACUCACAGCUGUUAUCAAAGACCUCGACUAGAGCGGACAGGACAGGACCAACCCAUUCCCUGUCCGGGGUGAGAGAGGAGGAGGAGGAGGAGGAGGACGACGAGGAAGAGGAGAAAGAAGAAGAUUGUCAUGUUUACAGUCAACAGGAACAGGCAGUAGAAAGCACAUCCUGCCCUGAAUCACCACAGCCAAACACUGUUAAAACAGCAGAGUUCUCUGACCAUACAGACACUGACUCUGACCACGUUGGGCUGUCAAGCACAGAGGAGACGGGGGAUGCUAUAUUCCCCUAUAGUCCUACAGGAGUCUUCGUAGAGAUCACUAGUGAUCUGUAUGUUGAUCUCUGCACACAGGGUGUUUCUAGUGACAUAGGCCCAGGGUCAAACCAACCUACAGAGACUGAGCCUCUUCAGGGAGACAGUACAGAACCACCUGCCUUAGAUCAGGAGACUGUACCACUGAGGACAAUAGAGAUAACUGUGGGAGCAGACUUUUCUGUUACCAUAGGAACAGACUCUCCUGUUAUCGUGGGAACAGACUCUCCUGUUAUCGUGGGAACAGACUCUCCUGUUAUCGUGGGAACAGACUCUCCUGUUACCGUGGGAACAGACUCUCCUGUUACCGUGGGAACAGACUCUCCUGUUAUUGUGGGAACAGACUCUCCUGUUACCGUGGGAACAGACUCUCCUGUUACCGUGGGAACAGACUCUCCUGUUAUUGUGGGAACAGACUCUCCUGUUACCGUGGGAACAGACUCUCCUGUGUGUAAAGAACAAGUCCAUAGCCGCCGGGAUCACCUAGAGAUCCACCACAGGAUCCCUGAGCCUCCCUCUCCCUGCCUUGUGCCACCCUCAAUCCUUUCUCUGUCCUCCCUCUCUGACUCCAACAACCACACCAAGGCCAGUGAAAGGUUGUGGUCAGGGUCUCUCUGUACGAGGGGCCAGGUGCCAGAGCAGUGGUCCUCUGAGGUAGAGAUAAAGGUAGCCCACCAGAGCAGGUCAAAGGAGUUUGGGGAUAAAACUGAUGGGGAGUCCCCUUCCCUGACCGAGCCCGCAACGUUAACCUCGAAAUUCCUGGGGGAGACCAAUGACACCCUGGACAGCGCUCUUGAAGACCCCCCUGAGGAUUCUGAGAAGUUCCUGUCCCUCGUGGACUACCACCCUUGCUGGUGCAGUGAUGACUCAGCCGUGUCCUGGCUGGAGGAUGAGUAUCCCUUCAGCCUGGCUGAGGUGGAAGAGCUGGAGAGGCUUCAGAGAGAGGGUUACAGAGACGCCCCUAAUCAGAACCAUACAGACUGGAGAGGAGACAUCUCUAACCAUACAGACACUACAGAGUGGAGAGGAGACAUCUCUAACCAUACAGACACUACAGACUGGAGAGGAGACAUCUCUAACCAUACAGACACUACAGACUGGAGAGGAGACAUCUCUAACCAUACAGACACUACAGGGUGUAGGGAGGCUAAUUGUGCUGCAAACAGUACAACAGGCCUCUCUGAACCCUUAUCUUCCUACCUGGAGACCAGAAGCCUGCUAUUGGACAGUGCUGAGAAGGAGAAAGGCCAGCAGCCCAUUCCCCACCAAUCCCCCAAGCCUCCCUGGGACAGAGACAGACAGGAGUGUAGCAACUCACCUGAGACUUUAGGAUUAGAGGACAGUUGGUUUACUGAGGAGGACAGCUCAUACAGAUCCUCCCUCCAGACCAGCUCUCACCCUACCCUCCUGCAGCAGGAUCGUGAGGUGAGGAUCGUGAGGUACCCCUAUCCCGGUGUCAGUCUCAACCUGCUCUCCCUUACUAGCCUCGAAACCAUCCUAGAGGCUGAUCCCGACCACUCCCUGGACAACUCUGGGACAGUGGAAGAUGAGACUGGGGAUGAGGAGGAAGAUAAGGAGUGGAGAAAGAUUGUUAGGAUAAGGCCCACUGAGGAGGACAGAGGCACCGUUCUUCUGUCUGGUGACAUCAUCAUAUCCUAUAUGCCCACUUUCAGCACGUCGUCGUGUCGCCCUGAGGACUUGUCCAGUAUCGAGUCGUCAGAGCACCAGCUGGUCUUGUCGACCAUUGACCCCGAUGACCCCAGGGUCAUGACCUUACCACACGACAGGGACGCCUCGGGCAGCGAGAGAUGCUCCAGUCCCACCCCCACCUCUGUGUCCUACGAUUUUGACACCACCAGCACUAACAGUGAGGAGACGGAAGAGUCCAUCCUGCCUGUCUCGGGGGGGAACGCCAAACUCCACAAACCCAUGAAGAGCAAGUCUAAAGGAGGCCGGGCGGGGAGCUCCAAGUUCUCAGUCUUCUCCAAGAUGCCUUCCUUCAGGAAGAAGAACAGUCUGAAGAACACCAAGGUGGACAGCUCGCCCCGGGACUCACCCGACCUGGGCCUGGGAAGGGAGCUGGGGGGAGACACCUCAGACAACGACAGUGUCUUUUUGACGGUCCAGCAGGCCUUCUCCUCUGGUCCGGUGGGUUGCUACGAGACAGAGGAGGAGGACUACAGCUUCUUCCCCUCCACACCUCGCACCCGCCACGUCCGCCUGCUCUCCAGGGAGGAGCCCAGCAGCCCAGACACCCCUCUGACCUCCCAGCCCGGAGGUCUCAGACACAACCAGACUGGGACCCCCGAGGGCCUGCACGGCUACAAGAGGAGCAAGAGCUCUGACAGCCUCAACCUCCGUAUGCGCUUUGCCCAGGCCCACAAGUCCCUAUCCAGCCUGUUUGAGUCUCGUUCCAUGGAUAAGGAGAACGAGGAGGAGCAGGGGAGCGUUGAGACAGGGAGUGAAGGGAAGAUGGGGCGGGCCAAACAGUCCUGGAGGAGGCUGAGGGCCAAAGAGGCUGAGCUGGUGAGGAGGACCCUGUCUGUCCCGGUCGGGGAUGGGGUCGAGGGAGAGGACGGUGGGGGUUUGAGGUCGCCCAGACAGAUCCACAGAGACUAUGCAUCCUGCUCGGCCUCAGGCUCAGUGCUCAGUGUCCCUGGGUCCCCCUCUUCUCUCAGGGCUCUGAAUCUCACCGACCACUUCACCAAGAAGGGCCUACAGGACAGUCAAAGAAGGUCCGGGGCCAACACCUCACAGGGCUGCAAGUUGGAUGGCGAGAGGAGGAAAGGGAAAGUCCCGCCCAAAGAUCUGUCAAUCAACUUCUCAGACUCCGGACCGCCGUACUCGCAAGACUCUGAGGCUCCGCCCGCAAAUGAAUCCAGCCCCCUGUCGCCCAUGAGCCCCGCCUCCCUGGCUGCAUUAGCCAAUCAGCUGUCCUGGUCCCCAGGGGGAGGCUAUGAGAACAAAGUGUCUAGCAUGGUAGCUACACCAGACACCCCAGUGAGACCCAUGAGCCCCAAGCCCCACAGCCCCAGACCUGCUGCCCAGCACAGGUCUAUCUGCUACCCCCCCACUGUCUCUGCCCGGGCCUCAGUCCUGUCCCUGCUCCUCAUGGGCCAGUCAGCCAGUGUUGAGGGCCUGUCUGACCCGCCAGAGAAGCCCAAGUCCCUGAAGCCCCGAGCUGGGCCGUUAGACUCCUCCUCCCUCAGUCCAUUGGAGGAAAGAGAAGUGGACAGUCUGCUUACACCCAUGUUCUUCAAACAGUUUGAGACCAGUCAGGAUGGAUGUAGACCCUGCAACCAGACAGGGGAAGAGGGAAGAGACUAUCAGAGCUGAAGACUCCUGGGCCUUCACCA
Molecule: messenger RNA, 5815 nt
Organism: Oncorhynchus nerka (sockeye salmon)
Lineage: Eukaryota; Metazoa; Chordata; Actinopteri; Salmoniformes; Salmonidae
Exons: 2
Coding region: 459-5795 (1778 amino acids)
Source: RefSeq, a predicted model, not a curated record